AGAAUAUACCUUGCAAGUAGACAUCAAUGGGCAUUGCGUCGCAUCCAAGCACCGUUUCCCCUGCCAACUCUCAUAGAGCAACUCCUACCCGACAUCAACACCAUUGAGCUGUUGUCUGUAGUUGCUUUGUGCGUUGCUAUGAUGUAUCUAGGCUCCCAUCACAGAUAUGGAACGGCUACGGCCAUGAUCGUUGGUCUCUUCACGGCAACUGUACCAAGAUUCUCCCCAGUGACGGUGCUGCUGGGAGUUACCCUGCAAGAUUGUGUCAAGUACCAUCGGUGGUUUGGGACUUUGAUGGUGUUUGUUAUGCUGCUGCAUGGAGCACUGACUGGUCUCAUUACCAAGUGUACCGAACAGAACCCUAGGAGCUGUUUCCUGGGCGGUCGCAGUAACAAGUCUGGUGCGGCCAUCGUGCUCAUCUACGCAUUGCUUUGGAUUGGAACGUUAGAGAUAGUCAGGUAG
Molecule: messenger RNA, 462 nt
Organism: Sphaeroforma arctica JP610
Lineage: Eukaryota; Ichthyosporea; Ichthyophonida
Exons: 3
Source: RefSeq, a predicted model, not a curated record